GGAUCUGGUAGUGAGCUGAUUCUUCAUUUAUUUUCUUGAUAAGGCUUGAAAAGGAGGGAGCUUUCUCCACAGGCUUUAAAGCUUCUCUUCGGGAUGAGCUUUGGAAGAGGGUCCCUGACUCAAUCUUGGGUCAUGUGGAGUCCAGUUGGCAUCUCCAGAUUCACAUUUCUUUUCCUCAGAGUGCAUGUAACUUUCCUCUCACCCCCAAACUUCCAAGGUUUUCUCUGCAUUUCUGAUCUCUGAUUCCAUUCAUCUCAGUCUUGUGGGUUGGGUUUGUUUUUUUCCCUCCUUGCUGUCUCUCUCCUGCACAGUGUUUGUUCUCUUGUUCUUCUGCUCUUGUGGUUUCAUGCCUGCCACACGUGUGAGGGAGCUGGGUGGGGUGCAGGCAGGUUUGGUGGUGAGGUUGGCACCAGCUUGUGGCCUCAUUGUAAGUGUGAUUCCUGUUCAUGGGUGAAAAGCAAGUGUUAUAAAUACUGCGUGGAACCAGGGCUGGAAAAAAUGCACAGAAAGAAGAGGCUUUUUGUGCAGUUGAGGCAGUGACACGAGGGGAAAACAAUUUCAUAACUUCCUCUGUCCUCUGGGUGGUUUUUUGCUUGGGUUUUUCUUUUUUCAGUCCAACAGUGAAGUCCCUUCUCUUUUUUUUUUUUUUCUUUUUUUAUUCUUGUUCUUCUUUUUUGCUCCUCUUUUGUUUUUAAUGCUUCUGCCUUGGACUCAGGGCCUAAACCAGGCCCAUGGAAGUGGAUGGGAUUCUCUUGGCAUCCAUCUGUGGAUCCAGUUGGUUGUUUUCCCCCUUUUCCCUCUCUGCACAGCACAGGGCUGGGGUCCUUUGCAGCCCAUGCACCCUCCUGACAUCUCUCCUUCUCUCACCACCACAGGGGGUAAGGGAGAAAGCUGGAUUCAGCUGCCAGGGAGUGCAUUUUUCUAGCCCUGAGCAUCAACACUUCAGCUCCUUAGCUACUCCUUGAAUAUUCUUCCUUUUUUUUUUUUCUUCUUUCCCUCCCUCCCCAGAUGGGUGACCUCCAGCUCUGUAAGCUCGAUGAACUCGAUUGCCUUAUUAAAGGAGUUCUGUACAUCGAUUCAGUUGGGUUCAAUGGGCAUUCAGAGUGCUACUAUUUUGAAAACCCAACGGAUGCUGAGAGGUGUCAGAAGCUCCCCUUCAACUUGGAGAAUCCCUACCCUCUCCUUUUGGUCAACAUUGGCUCAGGGGUCAGCAUUCUGGCUGUGUAUUCAAAAGAAAACUAUAAACGGGUAACAGGCACCAGCCUUGGAGGAGGAACUUUUUUUGGUCUCUGCUGCCUCCUCACUGGUUGUUCCACCUUUGAAGAAGCCCUGGAGAUGGCAUCCCAUGGGGACAGCACCAAGGUGGACAAACUGGUGCGGGACAUUUAUGGAGGAGACUACGAGAGGUUUGGGUUGCCAGGCUGGGCUGUAGCAUCCAGCUUUGGAAACAUGAUGAGCAAGGAGAAACGGGAAUCUGUCAGCAAAGAGGACCUGGCCAAGGCUACUUUAAUAACCAUCACCAACAACAUUGGCUCCAUAGCAAGGAUGUGUGCACUUAAUGAGAACAUCAAUCGAGUGGUGUUUGUUGGCAAUUUCCUUCGGAUCAACACCAUCUCCAUGAGGCUUCUGGCAUAUGCUUUGGACUACUGGUCAAAGGGACAGCUAAAAGCACUUUUCUUGGAACAUGAGGGUUAUUUUGGUGCAGUUGGGGCUCUCCUGGGACUCCUGGAUUCAGCCUGACCCAGAGCAGAUUCUCCAGGUGGAACCAACAGUGUUGGGGCACUUCUGGGGUCACUAAGCCCACAUCCCCCUGACUCUUAAACUGAUUGUGGGGGAGCUGCCCAGGAGAGGAGAGGAUUGCUGCCUCCCUGCCUGGGAGGAGCUGAAACCCAACCACCCAGGUUUGUUCCAGAGGUGACACAGAGCCACUGCCAUCAACCAGCGUGGCUUAGGUGACCUUCCCAACGUCUGAUGGUGGUGGCAUCACAGAGGACAAUGCUCUCUGUCCCCUCCCUUGGAAUUCAGGCCAGAGCUCAGCUGCAGCCCUUUUAUGCCUGGAAAAGGAGAAGCCUCGUGGUGGCUUGGAUAUUAUCUGUGAAGGGGACAGAAGAUGAGGGUGUGGAACCCUCCAGAGCGUGGCUGUCCCCAAAGACCCCUCUGGUGGCCUCUCCCCCCCCUUCCUGCUGCCACUUCAUUAUCUCUGUGUGCAGGGGGUGGGAGACAGAAGGUCCAGCACAGCUCCUGCCUCUUGGGUCCACCUCUAACACUCCAGCUGAGGUGACUCUGCCAGCUCUGCCCUUCAGAUCUGCUCGCAGCAAGUUUGAAGAUGAAAGUGCUUCUAUUUUCUUUGUUUUUCUUUCUGUUUGUUUGUUUGUUUUUGCUGUCUUGUAAAAACUGCAUCUAACUAUACCAAAGAGCUCACUUCUUCUUUCACUCUCGGGAUCUGCUCUGUAAUGUUCCACUUUAUGUUGAUAAAUUGUUAAAGCAGCAGUUUUUGGGGGAAAUGGCUCCUUCCCACGUGCAUGUUCUCCUCUCCUCUCUCUGGGAGCUGGAUGCCAGAGGACAGGCAAGAGGGGGGACCCCUGCACUGGGCUCAGGAUGGGGGUGAACAAAACAUUCUCUCAAAAAGCAGCAGAAAUAACACCGUGGAAAGCUGAAAACACAACAGCAGCCUGCGCAGGGUUUGUGCCCUACCAACCUCCCUCCUUCCUGCCUCUUGCUCUGCUCCUCACAGAAAUCCUUCCCUCACCUUAGGAGUGGUGAAGGGAGCAGCAUCCUGGUGUUCUCCAGCCUGUCCCAGCAGCACCAGUUCUUUAGGUGGAACCAGACUGGGUCACAGGUGUGCUGAGGACUCCUCUGUACCUUCCCCCCACGGUGUGAGCUCCACGGAGAUGUUGCUUUUCCAGCAGUGGGAUUUCCAGCACCACCUCAGGGUGGGUUGGCAGUGAGGACAGCACAGCAGCCCCAGUUCUGAGCACUCCUGAGGGUCACUGUGGCACCUCCCUCUUAGGGAAGGGAAGAAAUGAGGAAUUCAUGCUCACUGCUAAAUGAGAUCCCCUGGGACAUUCCCAUCUAUCAGCUCUGCUUGAAGGCAUUUUCCAAACUGGGAAUUGCCUGAAUCCAUCCAGGGAGUUGACAACAAUGAAAAGAGAGGAAACAAAGCCAGGAGUGUUCCCAGGAGAGGUGUCUAUGUGCCAGGGGGUGUUGGUGCUUGUCCUGCCCUACAGCCCAGCUUCCUGGGGUGUCCUGCUGGGUGUUCCCUGGUGCUGGUAGUGGUCAGGGGGUUGAGCAGGAUCCUGUGGGGUCACAGUGGGGUUUGGGUGAGAAGGGAACCUACAAAACCAUCCAAUUCCAACCUCUGCCAUGGGCAGGGACACCUCCCACCAGCCCAGGGUGCUCCAAGCCCCAUCCAACCUUCAACACUGCCAGGGAUGGGGCAGCCACAGCUUCUGGGGGCAACCUGGUUGGGAUGUGUUGCAGCUGAGCCCUCCUUUGCUCUUCAUUUCUUGUGGGAUCACCCAAAAGGUUCUCCAAACAGGAAUAUUAAAGCCAACUCCACUUUGGAAUCACUGGAAGUUUUCCUGAUGUGACUUUUAGCUCUCCCAUACAAAAGGUAACACAGAGCAUUUAACCCUUUCAGCCAGGGCAAAACUCAGGCUCUGGUUUGACUCCUGGAAAAUUCCAAACAAACUUUGGGGUUGGAAAUGUCCUUUUCCCCAGACCUGCUUUGCCCCAUGAGCUUGAAUCAGUCCUGAAGGGACCAGAGGGGUGUGGGGAGGAGGUGUAAACCCCCCCUGACUCCUUCCAACACACAGGAGGUGAUUUUAGUUCAUUAAUAACGGGAUCCCUUGGGAGCUGAAGAACAAAUGGAGGGAAGAAUCCUCCUGGAAAUGGUUUGUUGGGUGGAGGGAAGAGCUGAGGAGCCUCUGCAGCAACCUCAGUGUCCCUUGGAGCAGCAUCCCAUGGGAUUCCUGCUCUUCCUUUUGUGUCUCAAGUCCUUUUCCUGUGGAUUUUGAGUAGAUCCAGUGUGGUCCUGACAGCCAGCACCAAACUCCCAGGUGCACUGCAUGCAGAUUAUUUUUUUUUUUUUUGUAAAUUGUGGGGUUUUCCCUUCUUGUAAUAAAGUUCUACAGUUAUUUUUACAUA
This is a messenger RNA of Calypte anna (Anna's hummingbird), 4146 nucleotides long. RefSeq names its product pantothenate kinase 2 (gene PANK2). Gene Ontology annotation, molecular function: pantothenate kinase activity; ATP binding. The record is from RefSeq and is a predicted model, not a curated record. NCBI's taxonomy places the organism in Eukaryota, Metazoa, Chordata, Aves, Apodiformes, Trochilidae. Bases 1009 to 1740 code for a protein of 243 amino acids. Gene Ontology annotation, biological process: coenzyme A biosynthetic process. The transcript has 5 exons. Gene Ontology annotation, cellular component: nucleus; cytosol.